Drosophila bipectinata is the source of this 672-nucleotide messenger RNA. RefSeq lists its product as uncharacterized. The record is from RefSeq and is a predicted model, not a curated record. NCBI's taxonomy places the organism in Eukaryota, Metazoa, Arthropoda, Insecta, Diptera, Drosophilidae.
CACUGAUCAAAAUGGAAAACAACAUUAAGCCAGCUGGUAAAAAAAGACGUCUAAAUCAUUUUCCUAGCGAUAUUGCUGCUCGCUUAAGCCAGCUGUACCCAGAUCUCAUGACUUACUCACCGCCUCGUGGUGUCGCUACUGCCUCAAACGCACCCAAGGCCCACGCACAAACCGAGAUGGUAAAAGAAGCGGAUGGCGAAAUCAACAACAACCUGGCCACCAUAAUGGAUAUGAAUCGGCCUGCCAGUCCCCGCCUGCUACAAGAGGUGACAUGCGAGAUACCGUUCGAGAACCAGCACAGCCCCAAAUGCAUCUGUAACCGCACUCCGAUCCCAUACGAGUGCGGGCGAUGCUACCAAUUUAUUCACGGUCGACUCGCUGAAGUCUGUGAUAAGCAUCCCCAUGAAGUAUUCCUGAUGGACUUCCAACAGUGCCCCUAUUGCUUAGCACCCGUUAGCCUCAUCAAACCGUCGAAUCUCACCUUGGAACAAAUCCGCAAUAUCGAGGAAGCUGUUCUGCCUGACGAUGAUGAUAUUUAAAUAAUACUUAAUAGUUAUUUGAGUUCGAGACUCAAUUGUUACACAUUUGCUUAAUUUAGACCAGAGCUGCAUGUUUACCUAAUAUUAUUGUUUAUUUAAAAUAUAUAGCAUGGGGUAUAAAUUACCUUACCCU